AUGCCAUACAUGUUCAAUCCAUAUUUCAAUGCUUUUAAUAUGCCUCAAUAUCACUCAAACUUGCAUGGUGUCAACAAUAUGUGCAUGCCUCAAAUGCCUGUCAUUAAGAGUAAUGUUGAUAUCCCAGUUUCUCAAUCAAAACCAAAGAUUGAACCAUCUCAAUCUAAGGGAAAGACUGAGACUGAAGGGAAAGCUGUUAAGACUAACAAAUCUGGACCCAAAGCAAUUUGGGAUGAGAACACUCCCAAAUCAUGGCGCUUUUUUAGCUCCGAAGACAUGAUCCAAGGAUACAAACCUAAAAGUGCACGAAAGCGAAAAAAUUCAGCAGAGAAAGAAAACAUAUCUGGAAACUCCGCAAGAAGAUUUACAUAUCCUCUAUCUGCUUUGUCACCUACUGUUCUUGAGAGUAGUAGUUUAAAUAGCAAACCACUGGAAGAUGUCUCUCUUACAAGAAAUCCAUUGUCUAACAUAACUAAUGAAAAGGAGAGACAUUUUGUUCAACGCAGAAAACUAGAUUCACGAUCUAAUCAUACUAAUCUUGAGACGAGUAGUUUAAAUAGCCAACCACCGGAAGAUGUCUCUCUUACAAGAAUUCCACUGUCUAACAUAACUACUGAAAAGGAGAGCCCUUUCGUUCAAUGCAGAAAAUGGCUCUCAAGAGCUUCUAAAAAUAAUCUUGAAAGUACAACAAGGAAUUUGUUUGAUGAUAGCUUUGCUAAUCAAGAACCAAGCACCAAAUACUUUGCAGAUGAUGAUAUUGAGUGUUCAACAGUUCAGCAAAGCACCAAAUACUUUGCAGAUGAUGAUAUUGAGUGUUCAACAGUUCAGCACCCUGUUUUAUCGGAUGAUUCGGACAGUGAUUUCUCAUGUGGAGAAUCCAGUAGUGAUGAUGACUAUCCUUUUGGAAUGGAACCACAAUCUGAAAGUGAUGCAGAACAGAAUACAGCUUUUAAAACUUCAAGAGUCAUACCAAAGGAUUAUGCGAGCCUUGGUAGUCCUGAAUCAAUAUGUUCAAAAUGCAAUUCACGUCUAUGGAAAGAGGAACGGACCAACAAAAAUGUUACAAAAGGUGCUCCAGUUUUCUCAAUUUGCUGCAAGAAGGGUGAUGUAAAGCUUCCACCUUCUCCUCAAACUCCUGCCUACUUAAAGUAUUUGUACACUAACAAAGAUACAGCAGCUGAAUUUCAACGAAACAUAAGGCUCUACAAUGCCAUGUUUGCAUUUACUUCGAGUGGUGGCAAUGUUGAUCACUCUAUCAACAAUGGCCGUGGACCAUAUGUUUACAGACUCAAUGGCCAGAACCACCAUGUAUUUGGACAGUUAAUACCCGAUGAUGGACAAGCUCCCAAGUACUGUCAGCUAUACAUUUACGAUACAGCUAAUGAAGUGAAUAAUCGCCUCCGUUGGGUUAGUGUUGCUGACCAGCAAGCAGUUGAUACAGAUGUGGUUCAUGGAUUGAUACAAAUGUUGGAUCAGACCAAUGAAUUGGUGGCCAAGUUUCGGAUGGCACGUGAUCGAUUUGAAAAUUCAGACUUGGUUGAUUUGAAGGUAGAGCUCAAAGUAUGCAGAGCACAAAGUGGUAGAGAGAAUCAUAUUUCCUCUUCUGACGAGGUAGCGGGUAUAAUGGUUGGUAGCAGUGACUGUACUAUUGCUGACCGCGAUAUAAUAGUUGAGCAGAAAUUUGGUGGCUUGAAAAGAAUAUCAUAUAUUCACCCUAAACUCAUGGCUCUCCAAUACCCCCUACUUUUUCCCGACGGUGAGGAUGGUUAUCACAAUAGGAUACGGUUUCAGAGCGCAGAUAAAGAUUCAGACAAAGAACGUGACAUGAUAUCAAUGAAGGAUUAUUACUCCUACAAAUUCCAAGUGAGACAGAAUGAAGGAAUAACUCCUAGAUUAGGAGGGCGGCUUUUUCAACAGUAUAUGGUCGAUGCAUUCUCUACUAUGGAGCAGACUCGAUUGUGGUGGUUUCGUACACACCAAACCAUCCUCCGAAAUGAAUUGUACAGCCAUAUUUGUGAUUCUGUUAGGAAUGGAGAUGGGAACUCAUCCAAUGUAGGUAAAGGAGUCAUUUUGCCAGCUGGAUAUGUAGGUUCCAAGCGUUACAUGCAACAGAAUUUUCAGGAUGCACUGGCUGUCUGUCGUCACAUAGGACAUCCUGAUAUUUUUUUGACCAUGACUUGCAAUUCCAUGUGGGAUGAGAUUCAGAGGAUGAUGGCUUAUCUACCUGGCUGUCUUUCUGCAAACAGCCCCGAUAUAAUAUCCAGAGUGUUCCGGUUGAAGCUGGAAUAG
Daucus carota subsp. sativus is the source of this 2289-nucleotide messenger RNA. RefSeq lists its product as uncharacterized. The transcript has 10 exons. The record is from RefSeq and is a predicted model, not a curated record. Bases 1 to 2289 code for a protein of 762 amino acids. Lineage: Eukaryota; Viridiplantae; Streptophyta; Magnoliopsida; Apiales; Apiaceae.